Stegastes partitus (bicolor damselfish) is the source of this 8425-nucleotide messenger RNA. Its product is annotated as membrane-associated phosphatidylinositol transfer protein 2. Gene Ontology annotation, biological process: phospholipid transport. The record is from RefSeq and is a predicted model, not a curated record. Lineage: Eukaryota; Metazoa; Chordata; Actinopteri; Pomacentridae. Bases 1018 to 5217 code for a protein of 1399 amino acids. The transcript is spliced from 25 exons. Gene Ontology annotation, molecular function: phosphatidylcholine binding; phosphatidylcholine intramembrane carrier activity; phosphatidylinositol transfer activity. Gene Ontology annotation, cellular component: cytoplasm.
GGAGGGCGCAAUGGGCGGUGGAUGUACUGGGUGAAAUAGCCGCUCCAGGAAAGAAACAACGGACGAGCGGCAGCUUUUCAACGGUCGCAACUUCAAGCUAAAUACGCAGUAAGUCCGACUUUUAUUUCUAAAAAUCGCACCAGAAACGUCGCCGUCCUCGCGGUAGCUCGACGGUAUUUGGUGUCGUGCUUGAAAGGACUGAAGUCUUGCAGCGGUUCAGACUUGAGGAGUGACAACUUACGAUGGCGAGAGCUCUUCAUGUGUUCGCUCGUCGCUCUUCCCGGUUCUCUGGACGGAGGCAGCCGCUGCGGGGUUGAGCUCGCCGCCGACUCGUUUCCCUCCCCUCCACCACACAGGACGAGCCCGGCCGCCAACUCAUGCGAGGGUAGCUCGGAUAUUCAAGGACAUUUUUUUUUUCUAACCACAGCUUACUUUGGCCAUUUUUUUCCCCUCUCUCUCGCUCUCUCGGUAGAUUGAGGAAAUCCAACGUGCGGGUUCGUCCAGCGCAAUGAUGUGGCCAGAUUUUGUAAACAGAAACGCUGGUUGAUAUAUUAGCGCUCUCCGGGGCUGCUGAUGAUGUUUCCCUCCGUGUCAUCUUUACGUGUCGCACCCCUUCCUCUGCCGAAGGGCCGAACGAACGUAAAGGAAAUCAGUCGCUGACUUUCGGUGCGUCCCUGUCAGUUAUGGCAUCGUUUCCAGACCUCGGCGGUGCUUCGUACUGAAGGGAACCCGAGUUACCGGAGAAAAGGAGUGACCCCAGAACCCGGAGAAAGGCCCAUGAACUCUGAGUCCGUGCGUGCUGGAGCGCGGUGAAGCCAGCAGCGGUGCAUCGGCGUUGUGCAUCAGGUCCAGGAACCAUCAAUGUGGACUUCAGCUGGCGAUUUGACAAGUCACAUAUAGGAGCACCCGGAGUCUCUCCUUUCCCCUCUCCCCCUCCCUUCCCUCCGUCCCUCCUUCCCCUGUUCCCUUAUCAAUCUUCUCCCUGAUCCCCCUUUUCCCCCUUCUCCAAAAUUCACCAUGCUUAUCAAGGAGUACCGCAUCCCCAUGCCCAUGAGUGUGGAUGAGUACCGCAUCGCCCAGCUCUAUAUGAUUCAGAAAAAGAGCAGAGAAGAGAGCUGUGGUGAAGGUAGUGGGGUGGAGAUCUUAGAGAAUAAACCCUACACGGAUGGACCGGGUGGAACGGGCCAGUACACCCACAAGGUCUACCACAUUGGCAUGCACAUUCCCAGCUGGUUCCGCUCCAUCUUGCCCAAAGCAGCGCUUAGGGUUGAAGAGGAGUCCUGGAAUGCCUACCCUUACACCCGCACCAGAUACACCUGUCCUUUUGUGGAGAAGUUCUCCAUCGACAUUGAGACCUACUACAAACCUGACACUGGCAAUCAGGCUGAAGUCUUCAACAUGUCUGCAGCAGAGAAGAGACAGAGGAGUAUUGACCCAAUCGACAUAGUGACAGAUCCCAUCCCCCCUCAUGAGUACAAAGCAGAGGAAGAUCCAAGGCUUUACAAGUCAGCGAAGACCCAGAGAGGUCCCCUGAGGGACGAUUGGAUAGAAGAGUACAACAAUAACCCAGGGAAGACCCCCAUCAUGUGUGCCUACAAACUCUGCAAGGUGGAGUUUCGUUACUGGGGCAUGCAGUCUAAGAUUGAACGCUUCAUUCAUGAUGUUGGUCUGAGGAAGGUGAUGGUGCGUGCCCACCGGCAGGCCUGGUGCUGGCAGGAUGAAUGGUAUGGUCUGACCAUAGAGGACAUCAGGCAGCUGGAGCUGGAAACCCAACUGGCCCUGGCCAGGAAGAUGGCCCAGUUUAGUCAGGCGGAGGAGGCCACCGAGGCCAACGGAGGGGCUCCGUCUCCAGACAAAGACCAGGAGGUUAAAGAGGCAAUCAGCUCCAUUGAAGCUGAGGAAGUGGUUGCCAGCACAGGAGGAGACACUCUCCAGCCACGAGGCGUACUCACCAAGCAGUGGUCCACCUCCUCCCGAUCCUCCCGCUCAUCCAAGAGAGGAGUGAGCCCGUCACGUCACAGCAUCUCAGAGUGGAGGAUGCAGAGCAUAGCGCGAGACUCGGACGACAGCUCGGACGAGGAGUUCUUCGACGCUCAUGAGGAUCUCUCCGAUGGCGAGGAGGUCUUCCCGAAGGAAAUUGCUAAGUGGAACUCCAACGACCUCAUGGACAAGAUUGAAGCCGCAGACACGGAGGAGACUCCCGGUGAGCUGUUCAAGGAAAUGACCGUGGAUUAUGAAAGGGCGACCAGCGAGGAAAGACUAGACGAGGAGAGCUCAUCCCAACAGUGUCUGCAGCCUUCCAAGAUCCAUGUGCUCAUCUUGGUCCUGCAUGGAGGGAACAUCCUGGACACAGGCGGAGGAGACCAGAACAGCAAGCAGGCCGACGUCAACACGAUUAGCACGGCUUUUGACACAGUCAUGCGCGUUCACUACCCCGCUGCUCUGGGACGCAUCGCCAUCCGCUUGGUGCCCUGCCCUGCCAUCUGUGCCGAGGCUUUCUCCCUAGUGUCCAACCUGAACCCUUAUAGCUACGAUGAGGGUUGUCUGUCCAGCAGCCAGGACCACAUCCCACUGGCAGCUCUGCCCCUGCUGGCCACCUCAGCACCACAGUACCAGGAGGCUGUGGCCACCGUCAUCGUCCGAGCCAACCAGGUGUAUGCUGACUUUCUAAAGUCGCUGGAUGGGGCUGCCUUCUCUGGACAGGUAUGCCUCAUUGGAGAUUGUGUGGGAGGAAUCCUGGGGUUCGAUGUUCUGUGCAGCAGCAAUCAGACAGUAAAUGAAAGCCAGAACAGCAGUCGCAGGGGCAGCGUCAUCAGUGUGCAGGACCAGGACUUGCUCUCUCCUGGCAUCAUUGUCAACAGCGGACACGGAUCAGCAUCUCCGACCUUGGAGGGCAGCCGCCACCUCAGUCGCAGCAACAUCGACAUCCCUCGUGCCAGCGCAGGUGACGACCCCAAGAGGCAACUGCCGCGUAAGAGAAGUGACUCCUCCACCUACGAGAUGGACACAAUAAAGCAACACCAGGCUUUCCUGUCCAGCUUACACUCCAGCGUCCUACGGAACGACGCAACCUCUCGCAGGUCGAGCAGCAGCACUAUGCUGGAUGGAGGCUCCCUAGGGAAGUUUGACUUUGAGGUGUCAGACUUUUUCCUCUUCGGCUCUCCUCUGGGCUUGGUGCUGGCCCUCAGAAAGACUGUCAUUCCUAUGUUGGAUGUGGCCCAGCUGCGGCCUGCCUGUCAGCAGGUCUAUAACCUGUUCCACCCGGCCGAUCCCUCUGCCUCCCGCCUGGAGCCUCUACUGGAGAGGAAAUUUCACCUCCUCCCUCCCUUCAACGUGCCCCGUUACCAGCGGUUUCCCCUGGGAGAUGGAAACUCUGCCUUACUGGCGGAUGUUGUUCAGUCUCAUGGUGGUGUCUUCAUGGACAGUUCGUACCCCUCAUCCCCCGUAACGGGCCCCCUCUCCCGGGGCCAGCGGAGGGCCAGUGAGGUCAGCAUUGCCAGCCAGGUCUCAGGAAUGGCAGACAGUUACACUGCCACCAACAUAGCCAACACCAAAUCAUGCCAGGUUAACCAAUCCAAAACGUUCAGUUUUUUGUCCCAACUCGCCCUAUCGUCACAAAACAAAUACUUCCUGAAAAGUCCUCCUAAGUCCCGUAAGAAAGUGAAGGCCUGCCAAGCCGCAGGAUGUCCUGAUGCAGAUCUAGCGUCAGAGCUGGAUGGUGACGCAGACUCUAGCGAAGGUCUGAGUCCCACUGGCCAGUACGAGAACUGCCUGUCGGCGGGGCUGGACUGUGCUAUAUCUGAUCUGGUCUCACUGGACUCCCAGGCUGAAGUGGAGCAAGUUGCAGCGCGUUGGUGGGGCACAAAGCGGCUGGACUUUGCCCUGUACUGCCCCGAUGCUCUGACCGCUUUCCCCACAGUGGCUUUACCGCACCUCUUCCACGCAUCAUACUGGGAAUCCACCGACGUCGUGUCUUUUCUCCUGAGGCAGGUCAUGAGGCAUGAAAACUCGAGUAUUCUGGAGCUUGACGGGAAAGAAGUGUCUGAAUUCACCCCCUCUAAACCUCGAGAAAAGUGGCUCCGCAAGAGGACUCAUGUCAAGAUCAGGAAUGUGACCGCCAACCACCGGGUGAACGAUGCCGUGUUCACUGAGGACAGCCAGCAGGUCGUGACAGGUCGCUUCAUGUAUGGCCCUCUGGACAUGGUCACUUUGGCCGGGGAGAAGGUUGACCUCCACAUAAUGACCCAGCCUCCAUCAGGAGAAUGGGUGUACUUCAACACAGAGGUGACCAACAGUAGCGGCCGAGUGUCUUUUGUCAUCCAAGAGGACAAGCGUCUGGGCAUCGGAGUCUACCCAAUUAAAAUGGUCGUCAGGGGCGACCACACGUUUGCAGACAGCUACCUGACAGUCAUUCCACGUGGCACCGAGUUCGUGGUGUUCAGCAUUGAUGGUUCAUUCGCUGCCAGCGUGUCAAUCAUGGGCAGUGAUCCCAAAGUGCGGGCAGGAGCUGUGGACGUUGUCAGGCACUGGCAGGAUUUAGGAUAUUUGAUCAUCUACGUGACCGGACGUCCAGACAUGCAGAAGCAGCGGGUAGUGGCCUGGUUGUCUCAGCACAACUUCCCUCAUGGCAUUGUCUCCUUCUGUGACGGCCUGGUGCACGACCCGCUCAGACACAAGGCGAACUUCCUCAAGUCCCUGACAGAGGCUCACUUGAAGAUUUUCGCUGGCUAUGGAUCAACCAAAGACAUCUCAGUCUACACUUCCAUUGGCCUCCCUCCUUCCCAAAUAUACAUAGUCGGCCGACCCUCUAAGAAGAUGCAGCACCAGUGUCAGUUCAUCACAGAGGGCUAUGCAGCUCAUUUGUCCCAGCUGGAGUACAACCACCGAUCUCGGCCAGCCAAGUCCAGCAGUGCGCGCAUGGUGCUUCGCAAAGGCAGCUUCGGCCUGGGCGCAAACAGCGACUUCCUGAGGAAGAGGAACCACCUGUUGCGCACCAUCUCCUCUCAGCCGGCCCCGAGCUCCCCGACAGGCAGCAUCCACAACAGACCUGAGCGCACACAGAGCCAAUCAGACAGCGAGCGUCUGGAGCGGGAGCGGCUGGAGCGAGCUCACAGCCACAGCCAGGGAGCGACGCAGCGCAGCAUGAGCAUCACGGCCAGCUGCUGGGGCCGCAGCAGCAGCACCAAGCUGGAACCAGGAGUUUUCAGCCCCAAGUGAGACGACAGGGACAAUGGGAGAGAACCUUUGGGAGAGUGACUUACAGAGGAACAGACACAUGACAGAAAAAUAAAGAGUGAAAAAACAGUCGGCUCGCACCCAAUUGGUAAAUACCACAAGGAAAAUCAGGUGCUACAAACCACUCUUUAUAAAACUAACACCAGUCACACUCCACACAGAUAUUUAUGGACAGAGCCUGUGGCUGUAUUCAUCAUAAAACAGGCAUUUCAAGAAGCAUUGUCCUGAAAACGGGAGAAUGCACACAAACACAUUUAGCUGAUAUUGUAGGGAUCCAGACUGUUUCUACUCUUUAGUAAAUCUCUAUCAGACUUGAAUACAAGGUCAGUUUUAGUCCUCCAACAGGCUUUUAGAUUGGAGACGGUUACACAGAAAAGCACCCGCUCGCUGUAUUCUGCAGCAAACAACACAAAGCAGUUACAGGCGGCUUUGUGCUGCUCUGUAACUGACUAAUGUGGCCAAUGCAAGCACAACAUUUGCUACGGAGACCAACUUUGUGAAUAGUAGUUUUAAAGCUAUGUCCUUUUUAUGUGAUAAUCAGGGAUGUUCUGGUCUGAGAGCGGAGCUGAGAAUCAGGUGAAACUGGACUGAAUGCGCCUCUGGUUUUUGGUGUAAAUAUAAAAACAAAUAUGACAAAUCCAAACUUAAUCUGCGUUUGAUUUUUUUCAUAACAUAUAGAACACUGUUCUACUAGAAACAAUCUGAUCAAAAGAUGCUACUUUACAAGCAGCAUAGACGACAAAUUGUCAACCACACAGUCCAGGUUUGCUUGUUCUCCAGUCGGCCCUGAGACACAAAGAAUCAUCCAAAGGUCACAUGAAGCAAACUGCGAAAUUUCCCUUUAACUACGGUUGCAGCUGAAACUGUUCCUGGGCUUUUAUAGCAUUUCACCGCAUCACACCAUACUGUGCUGCUGAAGAAAGUAACGUACGACUCAGCUAAAGGGGAAAACUGCUACUGCUGUACGGUUAAUGUGCCAAAGUAAACAGUAUAGAAUGAUAUGCUGUAUGUGAACAGAGAGGGGGGGGGAAUGGGGUCUCCUGUGUAAAAAAUGGACUAGUUUGUGUAAGUAUGUAGUUGAAUGCCUUCACAAGGCUUGUACAUAGUUGUUACAUUACUGUGCAGAUCUGGUAUCUGGUCCACCGAAGACCAGUUUCAAGUGUCUUCUUUACUCUGGGGGUAAACACCAACUCAUUCAGGAUAUACUUUAUUGAUUGAUGAUGAUAAUUAUUGUUAUUUAAAACUAUAGAACUUUUAAAAAAUGUAUUGAUUUUGUGAACAAAAUGUGUUUUAAGAUUACUUUAGCUAUGUUGUGUUUUUUUUUUUGUUUGUUUUUUUUCCUUCAAACUUCAGUUGCAGCAGCCAAAACUCAGAGGUCUUUGCCUGGCACAGUAUUGUAUUUUUAUUAUUUUAUCUUGCAGAUCACCAGAGUUGUAUCAACAGAACUGCUAUCUUGUGUCAUAUAUUGUACGUUUGUUAUUAACUAUUUUGGAAAAUUUGGGAUAUGGCUUCUCUCUGGUUAUCCCUACGCUGUAAAUGAGGCGUUGAAUGUGCUCAUAGAUAAUCCUCCUUAGGUUAAGGUCUCUUUCUCUGUUCUGCUGCGCCUUUAGAGGAAGAAAAUGUGCAAAUUGUAAAUUUUGUACAAUAUGCUGUGGAAAGUAGGAACACAGAGCUAAGACUUACUUUAUGCUGUUGGCCAUUUCUUUCUUAAAAUGGGUAAGAUUUUGUGAUUUUAUUCCUUCAAAAGCUGUUUAUUUGUCCCUCUGAUAGGCGUGUACAGAGCUGACUGCAAUGGACCAAUAUGGGCUCAAAUGUAAGGGGAAACGUGCAAUAUUAGUUAGCCGCACCACCAGAUCAAACAGACUGUUGAGGAAGCGUCACAGUGCAAUGACAAUCAGUUGAACGGGCACAUAUUCCACAGACGUCAAACUGCAGAGGGUUUCUCCACAUGUCUCGGCUCCACCCAAACGCACGGGUACACACUCUACAAAGGUUUCAAGUGCCACUGACCUGAUAACGGUUUGGAAUAUUACAGUCAGAUUUCCUCUGUAGAAAGAUAUCCUCAGUCUCGGUUUUCACACUGAAAACUCAGUUACCAGAGCAUCCGGUACGCCCUGCUGAAAUUAAUUUAAUUAAAAAUACCCCUGCAAUAAAACCUGAUGAAGGAUAUAAUGUUCAGUUUGUGUUGGAACUCUUUAGAUAAACGUUGAUUCAACUGAACGCUCAUUCUGGAGUUUGUGGUGCUGUUGAGUUGUAUUGUGUCAUGCUGAGAUGUGUUUCUGAUAUUUUGUCCACUGCACAUUUCACUGAGGUUAGAAAAACAUCCUCGUUCAGAGCAACUGUUACGUCUUAAUCAGGGUAGUUUCUUGUCAUCCUGGUGAAGGAGGGUGUAAAUUAGAAACACUUUACUACUGUCCCUCUGCAUUUUGACUGUCAAGAUUCGGUUUGAACCCGUAGCUCCUCCGAGAGCUGCUGGGUGAAGAAUGGCUGUUUGUACAUUCAUAGAAACGAGACAAAAAAAAAAAAAAAAAGACAGGCAAUGCUGGAAAACAAGCACUCAUGUUACACUGGCAACUACUGAACCAUAUCCCCUGAUCUGAAUUGGCUGGAUAUCGAAAUCCAGAGAAUGUAAAGAUGAAGCGGUGCGGUGAUCUGUGAAGUUUGGAUACCUCUGGGCAGACAAUCGCUUCGAUUCUGCUACUGACACACACAUUACCAGAGGCCUUACACUUCCUUUUUUUCUGCCUUACAUUGACCAUUGUGUUUGCAAGGCCUAGAAUGAACGCUGCUCACACCCGAGCCGACUUCACGGAGAAGGAUAGACUGUUGACUUUACUGUGGAAAUAGGAAGAGGCCAUAUUUUCUUAAAAAAAAUAAUUAAAAAAAAAAAAGAAGCUUUGUUUACCUGUAAAGGACAAAUGCAAAAGGAUAAAAUUUGUUUGACAUAUUUCACCAACAUUAGGCAAUCCAUCGCCGUCCCAAGCUCUGCUCUCCGGGUUAAUGCAAUGUCACGACUGUUUCAUCAACGGUUAGCAUUUAUAGGUUGUGUAUAUAAACCAGAAAUUGGUGAAUCAUGCUUGGAAAAUAUUUUAAUUGUACAGGGUGUGUAUCUUGUAGGUUUUGGAUAAUGUCAUUUUAUCCAUUCCCUUGUGUUUUUAUGUACAGUGUAUAAAGAAUAUAUAAAGAACAA